Messenger RNA from Pundamilia nyererei, 3123 nucleotides. It is a transcript of the gene shld2, whose product is annotated as shieldin complex subunit 2. Gene Ontology annotation, biological process: regulation of double-strand break repair via homologous recombination. The record is from RefSeq and is a predicted model, not a curated record. Gene Ontology annotation, cellular component: site of double-strand break; nucleus. The coding region runs from base 1 to 2991 and encodes 996 amino acids. The transcript has 13 exons. Lineage: Eukaryota; Metazoa; Chordata; Actinopteri; Cichliformes; Cichlidae.
AUGGUGGAGCAUACCUGGAUGACGAAGGUCUUGUCCUGGAACCCGGGGUACAUCCCGAGCUGGCUCAUGUAUGACGCCUCGUUGAUGAAGUUCUCGAUGCCGUGGAAGACUCCCCGGCCGGUGGCGGAGAUGCGGCCUACUCACAUUGUGUCCCAUGACGGUGGCAAAGGUGUCGGCGAUCCAGGACAUCUCGCGCUCCCCGGUGCUCAUAUCCGGAGCAGGAACGUCGAUGCCGGGCCCUGCAAGAGCGCAUCGGUUCAGGGAGGACGCGAAGUGAAAAUUAGCCCACGUCAGCUGACUCGGUCUGAACUUCCUGUCACGGUGCUAACAGGCGCCGGGCGCGGGAGACUCACCUCCCUUGCAGGGCGUCCGGUGCUGGCUGUGCUGAGCCCGGUAGCCCUCGAUCACCUCCCACUCCCCGCUGUCUCUCUUGAUGGGGAAACUGACGCUCAGGACGUGGUUGCACGGCUUGAUGAUCCGCAGGAUCCCGCGGACCCGGCUCCUCUUCUGCUCGGCAGUCUCUCGAGUCUUCAGGUCUUCCACCAGCUUGUCCUCCACGAUAGCGGCGCCCUUAUCGAAGAAGCCCUCUACCAUAGUGAAGAAGUUCGGGUCGUCGGCCGGAUCUACGGCCUGGCUGUAGCCGCGGUGCCGCAGCAGGGACGCGGACGCCGGCAGAACAGAGUCAGCAGCGGCGGCGGGGUACCCCGAGGCCAGGACGCCGCCCGCUCCCCGGCAGGGAGCAUGUGUGACCAGAGAAAGAUCCACGUCUUCCUCGGGGCUCCUCCGCCCGCCUGCAGCCCAGCCUCAGAGCCCGGCGCCGGGUUAGAGGAAGACGAUCGUGCUCCUGCUCGCUGGAGACACCUGGAGCUCACCUGGAGGGACGGGCAGCUCAGACCUGCAGGUGAUCCUGGAAAUGAGACAGGAGAGGCGAGUACACACCAUGAUCCGACAAUCACUGAAGGCAAUUGGACAGAAAACAGAGUCGGACAGGAAGGAGAGACAGGAAGUCUGAAGGAGGAUCUGCGGCCUGAGAAGAAGUUUCAGGAGUCAGACGCUGGACGGGACGAUCAGCCAUCAGCUUCGGUUCACGAGUACCUGGACCGCUGUUUCCCUGCCACUCAACCAGAUCAUCGAAAACCUGAACAACCGCCAGCUGCCGCACCUCUUUCCUCCCAGACUCAUUACCUCACCACCUGGACUCUGAGCCAGGCGUUAAUCCUGAGACGCAGUGUCCAAUCAGCAUCCAGCCUAGAGAAAACCCCGCCCAAACACACCCAAACGCCUCCCUCCGUCUCGUCCAGCACCCCAGAGCUCUUCAGCCCAGCGACGCCAUCACCUGCAGCCUCUGCCGAGCUCUUCAGUCACCCCUGUCUGACCCCGAGAGUGGAGGAAGGCGGUGUUGUCCUUGAGGCCACCACCGAUGGGGUCCUCUGUUCUCAAGAGUCCACAACUAACGCCGAGUCCCCCGCCGUGUCCCCCAGCAGCAAAAAAGCCAGAAUCUCCCCACAGUCACCUGACAGAGGUGCCAACACCAGACUCCACAGUCCCACCACACUCCUGGCCCGAUGCGACAGACCAGGGGUGCGGUACUCAGUUCUGGUGGCGGUGGUUCACCCCUGUCACUUGAAGGAAGUCAAGGUGAAGUCAGGGCCGUCGGCGGGCGCCUCUGUGCCUUUAGCGUCUAUUGUAGUGACAGAUCAAUCUGGUGUUGAGAUGAAGGUGGUGCUAUGGCGGCGGGCUGCGUUCUGGGCGUUGACUGUCGGUCCUGGAGACGUUCUGCUCAUCACAGCGCUGCAGGUGAACGAGGACAGGUGGAGAGGGGAGACUGUGCUGCAGUCAACCUUCAGCAGCAAACUGCUCAACGUGGGACAGAUCACUUCCUCCUCUUCACCACCAGUUUCCCAGCAGGUUAAUGCUCGCUCUCUCAGGUGUCUGUGCAGCUUUCUCCGAGAGCGGCGCCCCCUCUUGGUGUCUCUGCCACGUCGCCCCCCUCAAGACCUGAACCGCCUCCCCUACGCCACGCUGAGGUCACUGAGGGCAAACGCACUGGUUCACGCCCUGCUGCAAGUCACGCAUACACACAUCAGCCCAGAGUGGCGUGCUGAGGCGGAGUCUCGCAGCAGGUCGGCGGUUCAGCUGAAUGCUGUCCUGACUGUGGAGCAGCCAGAGGACCAGCAGGGGGCGGUGUUACUGUGGGGAGCAGCUGUGGACUGGCUGCCUCGCUUCAGCAGAGACAAAGGGGCUGUUUGGGACUUCCGUGUCCUCCUGGUAAGGGAGGGUCUGACCUCUGACCUUCCAGAGCUGCACUCCACCCCCUGGAGCACCGUUCAGGCCGUGGACCCGACUGACCGCCGAGUGCAGGACUUCCACCGGACACGACGGUGCCAGAAAGGAAACAGCAGCACUCCGGAGCUGGACUUGGACACGCUGCUGUCCCAGAAGUACAGCGGUGAUGUGGAGCUCAGAGUCCAGGUCAUCACGUUCUGCUUUCAGGAUGCACCGGCUUCCCAGAAUGCACCUCAGCCCGUCCUGGACUGCUCCACGUCACUGGAAGGCAUCAUGGUGGCGCUGAGCGGUGACAUCACUUACACCGGCUGCGGGCGCUGCUCUGCAGAGCUCGACACAGACGCCAACGACAUCUACAGGCCGUGUUACCCCUGCCUGCCCCACACCGCUGUACGCCGCUACUACAGACCAGGUGUGCUGACGGUGAGUGGGCGGGGCUCCAUCCAGGUGUGUGUUCAGGUACCUCCUGAUCCUCUGCAGAAGAUCCUCAAGGCUCCGCCUGAUAAACUCCAUCGUAGCUCAGCUCCGGGGUCGGAGGUGAAACACAUCCAGGUGGCAGCAGAGAGGAUCCACACCCUCCUCUCCCUCCCGAGGAAGACCUUCAUCGCCACCAUCAGAAGCAACUUCCUGUGCGAUGAGAACAGCAUCCCCAUCAGUCAGGACUUCACACUGCUGGACCUUCAGUUCCUCCCUGAACCCCGCUGACCUCACAGUGACUGCAGACCUGAUGGCAGCUUUGGGAUCUGUGGGUCCUGAGGACACGUGUGACAUAAGUAAAGAAGCGGGCGGGGCUUAUCAGAGGUCAUAGGUCAAUAAAAACUCAUUUUCAAUGCUUCA